Desarmillaria tabescens is the source of this 1434-nucleotide messenger RNA. RefSeq lists its product as uncharacterized. Bases 64 to 1434 code for a protein of 456 amino acids. Gene Ontology annotation, molecular function: nucleotide binding. The record is from RefSeq and is a predicted model, not a curated record. The transcript is spliced from 7 exons. Lineage: Eukaryota; Fungi; Basidiomycota; Agaricomycetes; Agaricales; Physalacriaceae.
GGUUCUCCUGACUAUGCUUUCCGUUAUCUAUAUCUAUUUUCUUAACUGAUACAAAUCAGCCGCAUGACUGGCCUUCUGGCGACUUCUAAAAGCCUAUGGCAGAGGUCCUGGCGCUCGAAGCAAUCUCCUUAUCAUUCUGCUAUGAACGAUCUGGACGAAAAACAGCCCAGUGCCGGACCUGUCACCUUGGCUGUAAUUGGAUGCGGGCAACGAGGAAAGGCAUACGCUAAAUAUGCUCUUCAGUAUCCAGAUCGCUGCAAAGUGGUUGCUAUCGCAGAGCCUCGUUCGGAGACUCAAAAGCACUUUGCUGACUUGCACAGCGUCGAUAAUACGCUUGUAUUCCGCACCUGGAGAGACCUGCAUGCUGCCUCCGCGGAAACACUGAGCACUAUCGGAAAGCGUCUUGCAGAUGCUGUGAUUAUCGCCGUACAGGACCAUAUGCAUGUAGAGGUCACUGAGGCGUUCACGCAACAAGGAUACCAUAUCUUAUGCGAGAAACCCAUGGCCACAAACAUAGAAGAUUGCAUUAGAAUGGAAACGGCGAUCAAAAAGGCUGGGAUCAUAUUUGGAAUGGGACACGUGAUGCGCUACUCUCCUUAUAGCCAGGAAAUAUCUGAAAUCGUCCAGGCUGGGCGUCUGGGUAGACUAAUAAACCUCGUUCAAAUAGAGCCCGUUGGAUAUUACCAUUUUGCCCAUUCUUAUGUGCGAGGAAACUGGGCAAAGGAGGCCAACAGUUCGUUCUCUCUCAUGACCAAGAGUUGCCAUGAUAUUGAUAUCAUCUGCCACUGGCUCUCCCCAUCUACCCCGAUUCGUCAUUUUAGAAAAUCUUCCAAACCCGCUGAAGCCGGCGCUACCACACGCUGUGUUGACUGUUCAAUAGAAAAAACGUGUCCGUACAGCGCUAAGAGAAUCUAUCUGGAUCCCGUAUCUAAAGGCAACAAAGGAUGGCCUGCUGAGACAAUCGUCGACGGUAUUCCCGAUAUUGAAAACAUAGCAGAGGCUCUGAAAUCCGGUCCCUAUGGCAAGUGCGUAUAUGAAAGCGACAAUGACGUCUGCGAUAACCAAGUUGUCAACUUGGAAUUCGACAAUGGGAGCACAGCGUCGUUCACCAUGGUCGCGUUCACAUCUCUGAUAUGCGACAGACAACUCCGCAUGCAUUUUACGCACGGAGAGAUAGUUGGAGACAUGAAUAAGUUUACGGUCACUGAUUUUCGGACAAGAACGACAACUACGCAUGUUCCAAAAGAUGAGGGCGGUGGCCAUGGCGGCGGAGACCUUGGUUUGAUACGGUCUUUCAUCAAGGCUGUUCGGGCAGGUGAUCAGAAAGUCUUGGGUACAGACAUCGCGGAAAUCACCAGUCGAAAAGAAGGGCGGGUGAUUGAUUGCGUUGAAUAUGAAAAGUUAGCUCGAGAACGGGUGGCUGCAAAGGUUUAA